Molecule: messenger RNA, 900 nt
Organism: Contarinia nasturtii (swede midge)
Lineage: Eukaryota; Metazoa; Arthropoda; Insecta; Diptera; Cecidomyiidae
Exons: 3
Source: RefSeq, a predicted model, not a curated record
GAUUUUUUUCUGACUUAUUAUACGCGACUUGGUAUUUGGACUUGAUUUGACUAAUUUGUAAUUUCAUUUGUGUCAAUUUUAUUUAGAAUAUACCAAAUCUACUUAAAGGCCUUAUUUGCUAAGCACACGAUCGUAAUCGUGGACGAUUUCAAGCCUUAAUAAAUUAUAAAUUUAAUAUAAUACUUUUUGCGUAUUAUUUAAAAAGGGUGCCAAAAAAUCGGGUACGAAUAAAGUAAAAAAAUACAUAGUUGAAAACAAUAUUGAGAUGAAAUUAAUGGACACUAUCAAUAAAAUGAUGAUCGAGAGUAGUUCUCUUUACUUGAAAUAUUAGUCGCAUAAAUGAUCUAUUACAUACAAAUCUCUGCAUUUUAAAUAAAAUAAACUUGUUUUAAUCGAUAAAUCUUGAGUGAGAUAAUUGCUUGUGUAUGACAUUUGUGCAAAGUGGAUAAAUUCCAAAACUUUUCAAAUUUCAAUAUAAAAUGUUCCUAUCAAACCGAUUGAAACGGCGAUUGGAGUCAAAGAAGCGAUCACAAAGUGUUACCAUUUUUUUAUGUAUUCUGUUUCUCUAUGCCUUUAUACGAAAAUCGAGGUUUUUCUAUUCAAUACCAGAUAUUCUCAAUGAACAACGGCAGAGAAUUGCAGCAGAAAUGAAGGACUUCAAUCAUAGUUUACCAAGGGAUAAUACCGAGCAAUACUCACAGCAGCAAUCCGAAUCAGAAGCUAACGUUACAAAUAACACAACCGCCCAAUCUAUUCCAUUGACUAAAAGCAUUGAAGACAUUCUAAAUACACAACGGCAACAAAUAGCUGCGUCAAAAAGGCAAGAUCUAAAGUAUGCUGAUCAAAUAACCGGGAUAUCUGACCCCACACCAGCAACAAAUGGAAAACCAAUUCAAAGUG